Dacryopinax primogenitus is the source of this 1194-nucleotide messenger RNA. Its product is annotated as glycosyltransferase family 17 protein. Gene Ontology annotation, molecular function: beta-1,4-mannosylglycoprotein 4-beta-N-acetylglucosaminyltransferase activity. The record is from RefSeq and is a predicted model, not a curated record. Gene Ontology annotation, cellular component: membrane. The transcript has 7 exons. Gene Ontology annotation, biological process: protein N-linked glycosylation; N-acetylglucosamine metabolic process. Bases 40 to 1134 code for a protein of 364 amino acids. NCBI's taxonomy places the organism in Eukaryota, Fungi, Basidiomycota, Dacrymycetes, Dacrymycetales, Dacrymycetaceae.
CCAUAUUGUUCUAUCUAACUGACGUCUUACAUUGUCUGUAUGGCUCGAUGGAUAUCACCAAAGCGUGUCUUUGCGGUCUGCCCACCUACGGUGGGUUUGAUCGUGCUUGCUCUCACGGUUCUCUGGCUGUUUCUGAAUGCACGAAAAAUAUGGGAUACUUUUUCUUAUGGAACCCGCCCACUGUGGGAUGCCCCGGAUGGGCCCAAGGAAAUUAUACAUCACUUCUAUGCCGAGGGCGUUGAAUUCGACGAGGGCUUGUGCAAGUUGCACGGAUGGACCGCGCGCCCAUAUCCCUUACCUCCCGUUUGGGAUGCUGUCAUGGUCAGCACCGAGCUCGACCUUUUGGAAGUUCGCAUGCACGAACUUUUGGGCAUUGUCGACAGAUUCUUUCUUGUCGAGUCCAACAGCACAUUUACCGGACUCCCGAAAGCCAUGCAUUUCGAGGGCAACCGGGCGCGUUUCUCCUCUUUCGAUGACAGAAUCAGCUAUUCAAAAUUUCCUGGUAUGCAACCACAUCCACCGGAUCCAUUCACUUUUGAGAAUGCCCAACGAGCACAUAUGACUCAACUGCUAAUCUCUCAUCUCCCGAGGAACGGACCAAUGCCACUUGUCAUCUUCUCUGAUGUAGAUGAGAUACCCUCAGCUCACUCGAUCCGGCUUGUGCAAGCAUGUCAAGCACCGAGCCCUCUUCAUCUUCAGAUGCAGGAAUACCUGUAUUCAUUAGAAUGGCCGCUGGGAUUCCGAAGUUGGCGAGCUCAGGUUCAUCUCUGGGAUCGACAGACGACGUAUUACCGGCACUCGUUGUCAACGAAUGUUGCGUUGGCAGAUACUGGGUUUCACUGCAGCUAUUGUUUCCGCACAAUCGGGGAAUUCGCAGAGAAAAUGCAAGGUUUCUCCCACGCUGAUCGGCUAAGAGGGAAUCGUGCACUGCUACUUCCUGCCCAUAUACAGAGAAUUAUCUGUGAGGGAACCGAUAUCUUCAAUAUGUUGCCCGAGGCCUACAGAUUCAAGGACCUCUACAAUGCCAUGCAACCUGAUCCAGCAAAAUCAGCGAUUGGCGUCCCACGCUAUCUCCUUGAUAACUUUGAAAAGUUCAGGUUCUUGUUGCCAGGUGGUUGUUUGCGGGAAGAAUGAACAGGGGUGCAUGGUAAAACCGCAACACUGUCUUUUGACGAGGAGCGAGAUUUCGCUAUU